CCGAGGUUGAUUUCGAUAAAAAUGGCCGAAGAGCUCCGAAUGCGUUUUGCGUUCAUUUCCGGAUCCGUACAGUAUAACUGAAAACGAAAGUAGUCCUGAAAACAGAACAAAAAUGUUGUAAUAAUACCCACGAUAUCAAGUAUGGCGGAACAGGACGUAGAAGGGGAAAUAAGUGGGGGUGACAUUGAAGAGGGCGUCAACGUGAUAAACUAUGUCCGAGGAAUCAUUGCUUCACAAAACAAAGAACAUUUUGACAAAAUUGUCAAAGCAGUUGCAAAAGAAGCUACACAAGAAAGACGAUACAAACAUCUGACGGAACUUAUGAAAAGUUUUGUCAAUGUGGUUGCUUUGAACCUUGGGUUAGGUCUUAAAGAUAAAAAGCAAGUUAUACGCGUAUUUCUGCGAAUGUGGAAUACACCAGAGCUCGCUUCUCUGAUAAUGAAAAACAUUUAUGACGAAGACAACGAUGAAAUGGACGAAGACAACGUUCCUUCUGAAGUGCAUGAGCAAGGUAAAGAUGCUGUCGAUCUGUAUGUUAAAGCCCUCCGCGAUGGAAAGGAGAAGAUAAAUAGAAUCCGUCUGAUGGUUGUUGGGAUGUACGAUGUUGGCAAGACAUCACUCGUAAACAACCUUAUCAAAGAUUUUCGAGGUAAAAGACCGCCAAACUAUCCAGACGGAGAACAAUACCCCCCAAGCACUGAGGGCAUUGAAAUGCAUCGUUGCAGGAUAAAUAAUAAAGGCGAUUGGGUGCUUGACAAACAGGAACCAAAACUCGAGAAACGUAUUGAAGUAAUUGUUGAAAGCUUUUUUCCCAGUAACGAAACUUCAAAAGGCGAAGCGAUGGACGUAGGUCAGCCCGACCAACGAACUAUAUAUGAACGUCGACAUGAUGAAAAAAUACCAGAGCCAUAUGAUGCUGGAGAUAUCACAGAAGAGGAAGUCAAGAAAAACAUUGAAGAAAAUAGGCAUUUACAUGAAACCUUCCUUGAUGUCAUUGAUAAAAGAGAGAACAACAAGCAAAAACAAAAGGAAUUGCCCUUGGAAGAGGAAUUCGAUUCUGAAAAAAAAUAUGUAUACAUUUGGGAUUUUGCUGGGCAGAAUAUUUACUACACAACACAUCACUUCUUCCUCAACAAAAGAUCAAUUUAUCUGCUAUUGAUGGACAUGACAAAGGACCUGGACAGUCGUGUAGAAGAAAGUGAUAAUUUCUCGGGCUUGAUGCAUAAAGGGUUUACCUGCUUGGACGCAUUUAAAUUCUGGCUGAAUUCUAUACAUUUGUACAGCUCGAUGCAAGAUCAAGGAGAGGUCGAACCAACAGUUAUAUUGGUUGGAACUCGAAAGGAUGAAAUGAAUUGCAAAGAUGAUGAAAAAGAACAACGGAAAGAUGAACUAUUUGAGAAAGCUCUAGAGUCGUUUAAAGAAACGCCAGCUAUACUGGCACAUAUCCACGACCGAAAAUUUCUUAUUAACAAUCGAGACAGCAACAGCGAGGAUAUACAGAAAUUGCAAACAGAGAUCAAAAGGUUAACAGAAAAGCAAACGUCGUGGGAAGAAACAAUUCCCGCAAAAUGGAUUCAAAUAGAACAAGCUCUAAAUAAAAUGCGCGAUGAUAAAAUGGAACUGGUGUAUAUGAAAGAUGUGGAAGAGGCAUCCAAACAGAAUGCAGUGCAUAUAGAUAAAGAAGGACUUGAGCUUUUUCUAGGCACCCAACACAUGCUUGGAAACAUUUUGUUCUUCAAUGAACCGACGAUGAAGGAUUCGAUCAUACUUUCUCCAGAGUGGCUAAUCGAUGUUUUCAAAUGUUUCAUUUCCCACAUCAGCAACAAGAGCGUCCGGAAUACAGCAGAGUGGGCUGAUUAUAAAGAGUUUGCUAUACUGCAUCCAGCUGUACUGAAUGAAAUCUUUGAAAACAGUCAAGUCAAGAUAAAGCAGCAUAGAGAUGAUGUUCUUAAGUACAUGGAAUACUUGGACAUCAUGGCCAAACCGUUUUUAUUUGAGCAAAUUCCUGAACAAGAUUGUAUGGAUGCCUAUUCAGAAGUGGAUAAUCUUGCGGGUGCCAAAGAGGUUUUCAUUCAUAGUGAUUUGAAUACGAAAAUAAAGGGCUGUUAUAUUGUCCCAUGCAGGCUUCAAGCAAAGCCAGAAAACCGCCAGAAGCUUGUCUGUCGUGAAGGGAAAAACACUCCCGUACUGUGCUUUCGUUUUAAAGAUAAGUUUAUGCCACCAGCUUUCUUUCACCGGUUGUUAGCCAUCUGUAUUCAGUCGUAUGAAGUAACGACAGAGGGAGGAAGGUUUCUGCUAUUCAAUGGCCUUGCUGUGUUCAAUGUAAGCGAUUCCGCUGUUUUGACAAUCUGGUAUGAAGAAUACGUGAUAUACAGUAGAAUGACAUUUAUUGCCAAUACUGGUAUCGAAAAGACACUUUGUACGCAAAUCAGGCACCGAUUGCACAAAGAAUUGAUGGCAAUCCUCGGACUUUUACCACGCUCCGAGAAAAUUGCGAUGUCGAAACCAUUUGAAGAAUUUAUCCAGUGUCGCAAUGUUUCAGAGCACAACAAAGGUCUUCUGCGAGUGAGUCAAUUUAUUUACAACAAGAGCAUAACUUGCUCAGGGUGUUCCACUUUGCAUGACAUUGACAGAAAAACCGCUUUAAACGAAUGGUAUGCAGAGACGUACCAGCUGUUACAUGACAAGGAGUGGGGACAGCUUGAACACGUGCCAAGCGAUAGAGAAUUGCUUAAAAUGUCAGAAGAAAUUGGGAGCGAGUUUUGGCUUGUUGGCAUUGAGCUUGGGAUUUCACAUGUGGACAUGGACAGGCUGCGUUCACAACCCGAGUGUAAACACACACAAACCUUCAUUUUCAAGUUUCUCAUGAAAUGGAAAAACGAUGGUGAAAGGAAAGGGCAAAAUCCCACGCUCGCUUUCCUUCAAAAGGUCCUUUUGGCUGUCCGAAACAAAUAAACACAUUUAAUGUCGAGGUCCCCCCUCAGCUUACCCGGCGGAACAAAGAAGGAUACUUCGAGCGAAUAAUUAUGAAAAGCUGCCUUGUUCACAUAUAAACUCAACAUUUAUGACAAUCGACAUUAAUUGCGUAAUAGAAAUAUGGAUUAGUUGUCUAACGUGUAACUUUAAAUUAACUUAAUAAUACUUGGGCUUUUGAGCAUUAUGAGCACACUUAACGCAUGGAAAAUAUAUAGCAAAUGUAAAAACAUGUGUUAUAUAGUGUUAAAUAUUUUAUUUCAUUGUAUUCUGUAAAAAACAAUCGACGCUUUUAUAAAGUUUAAGACAGCGUGAUAGUCUUUAUGUUGAAUAAUGGUAUUUCAAGUGAAUUUUAAAUAAAACAUAUCCUUGUCGAGUUCACACGUGAUCUGCUUGGGUAUAUUCGGCACAACUGCUUUGCCCAGCCCACAAUGUCAAAAAACCUGGGCCCAAUAUCACGAAAAUACUCCAGUCAAAUCUCAAUCUCUACUCAUUUUUCCACAAUACAGUGUUACAUUAUUAUGUUUUACUGUUUGAAAGCUCUUUCUCUUGCGCAAUAUGUUGAUUAAAAUCAUUGCUCAAUAUUCUUCAAAUAUUUUUUUAUCUAUAUAGCACAAAAUGUACUUGAGUAAAACUCAAAAAUAAUAAAUUAGACUAAAAGUACAGUUUUUGCUCUCAAUUUUUUUAAAUAUAUAUAAAGCUGUUAUGAGAUAAAAUGAGACUUAGAUUAAGAUUUGACUUGAGUAUUUUGGUGAUAUUGGGGUCAUGAAUCAUGCAUAAAUGGAUGAAAGUAGGUCAUACAACUAGUUCUAAAUGGUGUAGGCUUAUGUACAACAUGUUUAGAAACGUUACUGUUAUAGGUCUGUUGUAGCAUAAUCAUGUUACCGUGACAAAAUAAAUGUGUGUGCGUGCGUGGGUGCGCGAUUGUGUGACCGAUGCAAGACCAUGAGGCUCCAGCUUGAAGUUCAAGGUCACACACUAAUGACGGAUAUCACGAAAACCUUGAUGAAUAUAACGUAGUGUUGAACAUAGGGUACAGACAAGUGUGAGUUCAACUGAAUUUGGUAUACAUCACCAUAAAGAACUAUAAUAAGAACUCUUAUGUUCUAAAUCAGCCACUAUACAUGUAUGCUCGUGAUGCGAUUCAAAUAUAAGUGAUCGUAUCUUUGCUGUUAUUUGUAUGCCAGAAGUCAAUUUCAAUGUUUCAUUGUAUCCCAAUUGUUUCACAGACAUGUUCAAAUUUGCAUUUCUAAACUAGUAUGUUAUGUAUUAUGUGUUUUAUAAUUGUCUUCAACGGUUGGAAUAAUGAUUGCAGUGGUUAUUUUGCGGUUAGUUAUUUAAGUUCAGUAUUUUGAAGAUUUUUAUCUUAUAACUAAGGUGGCAUAGAGGUGCCAUACGUGUUAUAUUUUAUCUCAUUGACACGACUUACGUAUAUUGUAAAACCACUUUGGAACUCAUUUAAACAACUUUGUAAAUCGUUUUUAGACUACUGACGUACCUCGUUUAAAUGAGCAAAUAUUUCAGCACAUAUGUAUAAAUAUACAAAAGUGUUGGGCCACAAGUUAUUACAACGUUAGAAAUCGGCCCUCCCCGUAUCUCGUUAAAACGACUUAGUAAAUCUUUGAAACAAUUUGGUAUCCUUUAAAACGACAUGCGUAUCUCGUUAAAGCAAUUGUUUUCUUGUUUAAAUGACGUGCGUAUGUAGUUAAAACGACAUGCGUAUCUCGUUAAAGCAAUUGUUUUCUUGUUUAAAUGACGUGUGUAUGUAGUUAAAACGACAUGCGUAUCUCGUUAAAGCAAUUUUUAUCUCGUUUAAACGACUUGCGUAUGUAGAUAAAACGAUUGACAUAUCUCAUUAUGGCCAAUCGGAAUGAUAAUACUCGCGACCAGGCAUUAUGCGACCAGGCAUUAUGCGCGGUAAAUGGGCGAUUAUGUCGUUUAAACAAGAUAUGGAAGGCGUUUAAAAAGAUACUUAGUGGUUUAACAGUAUACUUAGGCUGUUCAAAUCGUCAGUUUAAGUCGAUUUAACGAGAAACUCAAGUUGUUCGCAUACAAUACACAAGUCUUUUUAACGAAUUACAGUCGUUUUAACGCGAAACAUUUUCGGUCAUUUUAACGAGAUAAGUAAACCCCACAUGUCAACAUUCUUUUUAUAUUGGUCAUCUAACAAUGAUUAUACAUUUCAUUUGUCUAGUAUCAGUGUUUAUGGGUAUGGGUUGUGCAAAAAUAAAAGGGGAGCCCCGGCACGGCGGCGUCCCCGGUGCCCGGCGCGAGCGCGCUGAUGAUCGUAGCGCGCGCAAACUCGGGUCGGUUCGGCCGCCGCGCGGAGCUCCCAAUUUUCAACUUUCCAAAGACCCAUUCAGCUACAACCUGUUUUGUGAAAUCGAACAACUGAUAUGCUCGAGCGGUUGGCGGCCGUUUUAUUAGCGCUGCAUUGUGUGACCUUGCCGCCCAGUGCGUCACUUGAACUUCUCACAUGGCCAGUCGACUUCACGACUUUUUAUUGUUUUCAAGUACUUUAGAAAAUGCCUUUCAGAUCAUUGCUAUUUAGCGGAACAUGUAGACUCAUGGGUGUUAAGGUUUUCAAACAUUUGACACCGUGACCAUCUUUUUGAACAAAUAUCACCCAUAUGAUCUUUAUGACCGCAUAACGACCUGUAAACUUUCUAUAUUGGACGAGUGAUUAUUCUUAUGAAGUUAAUGCAAAUCAAAGCAAGAUUGUUUGUAUUAUUAUUUAUUUUCACAUUAUUUAUGUACAUACUAACUAAGAUGUUUGCACAUAAUCGGAAUAAAAACUCUGACAUCAUG
Molecule: messenger RNA, 5781 nt
Organism: Mya arenaria
Lineage: Eukaryota; Metazoa; Mollusca; Bivalvia; Myida; Myidae
Exons: 3
Coding region: 142-2955 (937 amino acids)
Source: RefSeq, a predicted model, not a curated record